AUUGAUUGUUUUAUUUUAUCGCGGAUGCGGUUUUAUCAGUUUAUCAAAUCGCGUGUAAUAGUUUUGCAUAAUUUAAUAAACAAUAUUGUUCAACAAUUCUAUGCACAUUAACCAUCGAAAUGAGUGCGCCAAACGUUUCGCGCUCAUCGUCCACCAAGCCAACCCUGAAGCCUUCCAAGACAUUGCUGUGCUUCAAGAAAGACAAUAUCAGCCAGUGUCGGUUGUGCCUGCGAGUCGUUCCCAAAGUCGACACCGAGGAAACCACCUCCAGUGACCGGUCGCACCAGCGGCUCAAAAUCCUGGACUCCGUCGGAGUACGCAUCACCAAUGAUUGCCAGGUAAAGUCCGUAUGCGUCAAUUGCUUACUAUUGGUGGACAUCAUCUACAACUUCCGUUUGUCCUGCCGGAGGGCGAACUCUAUCCUUGAGUCGCGAUUGGUCAUGAUGCAUCCCGGCCAAUGGUUGAGCAACGAGAAUAGGCAAACGCUGGUGAGCUGCCUUCGGUUGGUAGAACGAAAUCGGGCCGAAGUGGAUGGGUUGUUCAACUAUACUGGCUUUGAACGGGAAAAGGUUCGUCAGUUUGCGGAACCCAACAAAACGAUGCUAGAAGUUGAGAAAGAAAAAACGCCGAAUCCUGGUCCAUAUUCUAUCGAAACAGUUUUUGUUAGUGAUGGCAUGUAUGUUGAGAUUAAGGAAGAAGAAGCCAGCGACAGUGAUGAGUCGGAACAAACGGACGAAGUUGUGACAAGCGUUGAUCUGCCAGUAGCACAAGUAGGAGAUGAGGAUCGCAUCCUUGGCGGCAGGAACUUCAGGGAUUAUAUGUGUGAACUGUGUGGUAAAACGAUGCAAAGCUCGUUCGCCGAAUCGCAUCACAAUAGGCACCACUUGAAUACUAGUCCGCAUGAAUGCAUAUAUCCUGGAUGCAGGAAAAGAUUCCCGUCAAAGAUUUACAUGCAUAUGCAUUUCAAUAAAUACCAUACUAAGGAAUCGGUGGUUCCGCAAUUUGAGUGUUCAGUUUGCUCCAAAAAAAUAAAGGGAAAGCUACACUAUGAACACCAUCUGAAGAUUCAUGACACAAAACCCCAUCCAUUGAAGCAGCCAUGCCAAGUUUGUGGGAAAUACUUUUACAAGCGAUAUCUAAAGGAUCACAUGUUCGUUCAUACGGGAGAGCUUCCUUACUGUUGUGAGUUUUGCGAUCGAAAGUUUGCUGCGAGAACCAAUUUGAUGCAGCAUCGAAGAAAAUAUCAUGCCGAUCUGGUGCAACAGUUAGAGAAUAAUUCGUCAAAUACUGAUGUUCGUUAAUUUACGGACUAUGUAUUCUAAAUCUAUAGCUGCAAGUUAAGUACAACAUUUUUGCAUAUCGCGAAUGGUGUGUCGAGGUUAAGAAUUGUAAUUGUUGAUUAGCUUAGUAAAAACGGUAAAACGUAAACU
Messenger RNA from Armigeres subalbatus, 1430 nucleotides. Its product is annotated as zinc finger protein Gfi-1b-like. The record is from RefSeq and is a predicted model, not a curated record. The transcript is spliced from 2 exons. Gene Ontology annotation, biological process: regulation of transcription by RNA polymerase II. Gene Ontology annotation, molecular function: DNA-binding transcription factor activity, RNA polymerase II-specific; zinc ion binding; RNA polymerase II transcription regulatory region sequence-specific DNA binding. NCBI's taxonomy places the organism in Eukaryota, Metazoa, Arthropoda, Insecta, Diptera, Culicidae. Bases 120 to 1301 code for a protein of 393 amino acids. Gene Ontology annotation, cellular component: nucleus.